AUGGUGGUCACACAGGGCGUUGCACUGGUUGAAGUCGUGGUGGUGGUCGUCGUGGACGAGGUCGUUCCAGUGCUCGAGGACGUGCUCGGGGUCGAAGUGAUCGUGCCAGUGCUGGAGGACGAGCUUGGCGUCGAGUGGCUAGACGUCGAAGUGAUUGUGCCAGUGCUGGAGGACGAGCUUGGCGUCGAGUGGCUAGAUAUCGAAGUGAUGGUACCCGUGCUUGAGGACGAGCUCGGCGUCGAGUGGCUAGACGUCGAGGUGAUCGUGCCCGUGCUCGACGAAGAGCUUGGUGUCGAGUGGCUCGAUGUCGUUGUGGUAGAUGAAGACGUGGUUGUGGUCGAUGACGAGCUUGGUGUCGAAACAGAUGAUGAGCUGGUAGAUGAACAGGGCACGGUAACGUCGUGGCAGCACAUGCCGUUGCCACCGCCGUUUCCACCGGCACCGCCGUUACCGCCCUUACCACCAGCACCACCGCCGGGACCAGACCCGCCGGCGCCACCAUCGCCGCCACCACCGCCAUCACCACCACCGGGGCCAGAGCCUCCGGCGCCGCCGUCACCGCCAUCACCACCAGCGCCACCUCCUGGGCCGCUGCCGCCUGCACCACCAUUGCCUCCUGGACCACCGUUGCCGCCCGUGCCCGUGGCGCAGGGCACGCAUGUCCUGGUCACGCAAGCCGAGGUCGUAGUGGAGGUCGUGGUCUGGGUAGUGGAGUGGCUCGACGAGGUAGUGGUUGUGGAGCCCGUGCCUGUCGUGGAGGAAGUCGAGCCCGUGGCGGUUGUGGACGAGGUCGAGCCGGUGCCGGUGGUCGAAGACGUCGAUCCCGUGCCGGUGGUCGAGGACGUCGAGCCGGUGCCCGUGGUCGAAGACGUCGAGCCCGUGCCGGUUGUAGACGAGGUAGAACCCGUGCCCGUGGUCGAGGACGUCGAGCCCGUGCCGGUAGUCGAGGACGUCGAGCCCGUGCCGGUAGUCGAAGACGUCGAGCCCGUACCGGUGGUCGACGAGAUCGAGCCCGUGCCGGUGGUCGACGAAGUCGAGCCGGUACCCGUGGUGGACGACGUCGAGCCCGUGCCGGUAGUGGAAGAAGUCGAGCCCGUGCCAGUGGUCGACGAGGUGGAGCCCGUGCCGGUCGUCGACGAUGUCGAGCCCGUGCCGGUCGUGGACGAGGUAGAGCCCGUGCCGGUGGUGGACGAAGUCGAGCCCGUACCGGUGGUCGACGAGAUCGAGCCCGUGCCGGUGGUGGACGACGUCGAGCCCGUACCGGUGGUCGACGAGAUCGAGCCCGUGCCGGUGGUCGACGAAGUCGAGCCGGUACCCGUGGUGGACGACGUCGAGCCCGUGCCGGUAGUGGAAGAAGUCGAGCCCGUGCCAGUGGUCGACGAGGUGGAGCCCGUGCCGGUCGUCGACGAUGUCGAGCCCGUGCCGGUCGUGGACGAGGUAGAGCCCGUGCCGGUCGUGGAAGAAGUCGAGCCCGUGCCAGUGGUCGACGAGGUGGAGCCCGUGCCGGUCGUCGACGAUGUCGAGCCCGUGCCGGUCGUGGACGAGGUAGAGCCCGUGCCGGUCGUGGAAGAAGUCGAGCCCGUGCCGGUCGUGGAAGACGUAGAGCCCGUACUGGUCGUGGACGAGGUCGAGCCCGUGCCGGUCGUAGACGAGGUCGAGCCGGUGCCGGUUGUAGAAGAGGUCGAACCCGUGCCGGUGGUGGACGAGGUCGAACCCGUGCCGGUUGUAGAAGAGGUCGAACCCGUGCCGGUGGUGGACGAGGUCGAGCCCGUGCCGGUCGUAGACGAGGUCGAGCCCGUGCCGGUCGUGGACGAGGUCGAUCCCGUACCGGUGGUGGACGAGGUCGAGCCAGUGCCCGUGGUGGACGAAAUCGAGCCCGUGGUGCUCGUUGUGGAGCCUGUGGUGGUGGUGGAUGAGAUCGAUGAUGAUGUAGACGUGCAUGGAACCUCAACGUCCCAGCAGCACGUGUUGCCACCACCUCCGGCGCCUCCAUCACCACCCUUACCGCCGGAUCCACCGGCGCCGCCGCCAGGGCCAGCGCCGCCAGCACCGCCGCCGCCUCCAUCGCCUCCGCCACCGCCGCCGGGUCCAGCGCCACCAGAGGCGCCGUCACCACCAGAGCCACCGGAGCCACCGCCGGGACCAGCGCCGCCAGCGCCGCCGGGGCCGCCAUCGCCACCCUUGCCGCCCAUACCAGUCGGGCAUGGGCCACAGGUCCUGGUUACACAGGCCGAGUGGGUUGUGGAGUGGCUGGACGUGGUCGUAGUGCUUGUGCUUGUGAUCGUCGUGGAGGAGGAGGUCGGGGUCGACGAGGUUGUUCCAGUCGACGACGUCGUGCCCGUCGUCGAAGUGGUUCCAGUCGAUGAUGUGGUGCCCGUGGACGAGGUCGUACCAGUCGACGAGGUGGUGCCCGUGGACGAGGUCGUACCAGUCGACGAGGUGGUGCCCGUGGUCGAGGUCGUACCAGUCGACGAGGUGGUGCCCGUGGUCGAGGUCGUACCAGUCGACGAGGUGGUGCCCGUGGUCGAGGUCGUACCAGUCGACGAGGUGGUGCCCGUGGUCGAGGUCGUACCAGUCGACGAGGUGGUGCCCGUGGACGAAGUGGUGCCCGUGGACGAAGUCGUACCAAUCGACGACGACGAUGGGGUAGAGGUAGUCGACAUGCUGGAAGAGGAGGUAGACUCGCACGGGACUUCGACAUCAUAG
Molecule: messenger RNA, 2706 nt
Organism: Vanrija pseudolonga
Lineage: Eukaryota; Fungi; Basidiomycota; Tremellomycetes; Trichosporonales; Trichosporonaceae
Exons: 1
Coding region: 1-2706 (901 amino acids)
Source: RefSeq, a predicted model, not a curated record